AUAUCAGGAGUUCACAUGUGCUCUGAUUGGCUUGAGAACAACAGUUAUGGGUUUCACCACACCCCACCAUCUCUGGGAUUCUAGGUAUUUUUCCCUGGAUGAAGGUGCAUCAACAGCACAGACCUCAGCAGUCAUCAGAUUUUUUUUUUAAUUAAUUUAAACUUUUGUGCUUUGGAUAUUUUUGAAGGGAAAUUGGACUGCUUUGAAGACACAGAUAGAGAAUCAGAUUGGAUUUUUUUUUUUUUUUUGGAGCGGGUAAAAACACAAAAGGUUUGAUCAUGGCGCACAUCUGCAGGCAGUUUAUUGGUGGCACCGUGAGCUGCGCAGGCUGGGUCGGUCUCAUUGUCGCCACGGCAACAAACGACUGGGUCAGGACCUGCGAAUACACGGUGGCGACGUGCGUGCGCAUGGACGAGAUGGGCUCGCGGGGCCUGUGGGCGGAGUGCGUCAUCUCUCCGGCGCUUUACCACUGCAUGGCUAUGAGCCAGAUGCUGUCACUGCCAGCUUACAUCCUGACGUGCCGCGCCCUCAUGAUCUGCGCAUGCAUGCUGGGGCUGCCUGCCAUGCUGCUCGUGCUCGUGUCCAUGAACUGCAUGCGCCUGCCCAACGACAACCCCACCAUCAAGAAGCGCCGCGCACAAGUGGGAGGUUUCCUUUUCAUCAUCAUGGCUGUGUUUGGAACCAUAUCCACCAUCUGGUUCCCCAUCGGCGCUCACAAGGAGCACAACAUCAUGUCCUUUGGCUUCUCUCUGUACACCGGCUGGGCUGGAUGUGGCCUUUGUCUUCUGGCUGGCAUUGUGAUCCUGUGUUUCGUGAUCCCUGUGGUGGGCACCAUGACCAGGGAUAACAGCUUCUACUACUCCAGACAGGGCGGCACAGCCGUGCCUCUAGACCAACCCACCAACCACGCCAGGAGUGAGCGUGUGUAAAGAAGGCUUCUUCAGUUUUUUAAUAUGGUGUCUCACCACUAGAUGGCUCUUUAAAUGUGAAAAAAACACCCCACUCAUUCCAACUUGGACAACAAUUUUUAAAAUGUCUCAUUUAGAAUUCAGAAUCAAGAAAAAACGUUGUAGGAUGUACGUACUGCAACCAGUUCAAACUCCACUAAUGUAAUGUGUAAAGAAGAAAGAGCAUCGGCAGGGGAUGUUGUCUUGGAUCAAAAAUGUUUUCACCAUCAUUUCUUUAAUAAAAAUACUUAAGCUUUUCAGCUUUUCCUCCAACAGGAAGUGAAGUUAAGCAAUUCCAACCCCGCCCACUUCUCGUCAUCCAUCUGUUUACACUCUCUCCCACUUCUUCACAGCUCCUCACAACCCCAACCUAACAUUAGUGGUGCAACCAAAAUAGUGAGCAAUAUCAGAUCUAUCUAGUCAUACAGUUUAGAUCUAGAUUCCAGCUCAGACGAAGAAAACAAAGACACACAUGGAUCUAUUUGUCUGCAAGUGGACGCAUCAGAGGAGCGCAGCAGGGAGACUGGGAUCCAUCCACUGUAGCAACUUCAUCACACCUCCAACAGCAUUUAUUCAUCUGCUUCUGGUUCACAAUGAUUUAAAUAAAGAAAUACUCAGAAAUGGAA
Messenger RNA from Oryzias latipes (Japanese medaka), 1573 nucleotides. RefSeq names its product claudin 11b (gene cldn11b). Gene Ontology annotation, molecular function: structural molecule activity. The record is from RefSeq and is a predicted model, not a curated record. Lineage: Eukaryota; Metazoa; Chordata; Actinopteri; Beloniformes; Adrianichthyidae. Gene Ontology annotation, cellular component: membrane; bicellular tight junction.